Messenger RNA from Rhinocladiella mackenziei CBS 650.93, 1194 nucleotides. RefSeq lists its product as uncharacterized. The coding region runs from base 1 to 1194 and encodes 397 amino acids. Gene Ontology annotation, biological process: proteolysis. Gene Ontology annotation, molecular function: aspartic-type endopeptidase activity. The record is from RefSeq and is a predicted model, not a curated record. NCBI's taxonomy places the organism in Eukaryota, Fungi, Ascomycota, Eurotiomycetes, Chaetothyriales, Herpotrichiellaceae. The transcript has 4 exons.
AUGCACUCUUUCACAGUUUUGCUGGCGGUGUCCGCCUUCGCUUCCCAUUCGCUUGCGAAGCCUAUCCCGGCCUCGGACGUCUCUACGAAGAAAGGCUUCACUGUCAAGCAAGCUAUUGCAAAACCAUUCCAGGCUGGUCCUGUGGUCUUGCAAAAGACGUACAACAAGUACACCACCGCUGUGCCGGCCGAUGUCAAGGCCGCUGCAGCUGAUGGCUCCGUCACCGCAACGCCCGAACAAUAUGAUGCGGAGUAUCUUUCUCCUGUCAGCAUUGGAGGUCAGACACUGAACCUGGACUUCGACACCGGUUCCGCGGACCUAUGGGUCUUCUCUUCUGAGUUGCCAAGUUCACAGCAAUCCGGACAUAGCAUCUACGACCCUUCAAAGUCUGAUACUGCGAAAGAGCUAGAGGGCGCAACAUGGAACAUCUCCUAUGGUGAUGGGUCUGGUGCCAGCGGCAACGUCUACACCGAUACUGUUGAUGUUGGCGGCACCACUGUCACCGGCCAAGCUGUCGAACUAGCUGCUCAGAUCAGCGCCCAAUUCCAGCAAGAUGAAAACAAUGAUGGCUUGCUUGGCCUGGCUUUCAGUUCGAUCAAUACUGUCCAACCCGACCAACAGACAACUUUCUUCGAUACUGCGAUCCAGCAAGGGGUUCUGUCUCAAAACCUCUUCACGGUCGAUUUGAAGAAAGGUGAACCCGGCACAUACGACUUUGGUUUCAUUGACGACAGCAAACACACCGGCGACAUUACCUAUACACCGGUGGACACUGCAAACGGCUUCUGGGAAUUCACUGGCACGGGUUAUGCUGUAGGUGAUGGUUCUUUCCAGCAGCAGAGCAUUGACGCCAUUGCCGACACCGGCACCACGCUCCUACUCAUGGAUGAUUCUAUUGUUUCCGCCUAUUACGAUCAAGUUGACGGUGCCAAAUACGACAACACCCAAGGUGGUUAUACAUUCCCCUGUUCAGCUGACCUCCCCGACUUCGCCGUCGGCAUUGAAGAUUAUCACGCUGUUAUUCCAGGUUCAUUCAUGAACUUUGCUCCAGCUGAUUCUUCUACUUGCUAUGGUGGCCUUCAGAGCAACGAAGGUAUCGGCUUUUCCAUCUACGGGGAUAUUUUCCUCAAGGCUGUGUUUGCUGUUUUUGACAGCGACAACACCCAACUUGGCUUCGCGCCAAAAGACCUGUAA